This is a messenger RNA of Anastrepha ludens (Mexican fruit fly), 3729 nucleotides long. It is a transcript of the gene CDase, whose product is annotated as neutral ceramidase. Lineage: Eukaryota; Metazoa; Arthropoda; Insecta; Diptera; Tephritidae. The transcript is spliced from 11 exons. Gene Ontology annotation, molecular function: N-acylsphingosine amidohydrolase activity. Gene Ontology annotation, biological process: sphingosine biosynthetic process; ceramide catabolic process; long-chain fatty acid biosynthetic process. The record is from RefSeq and is a predicted model, not a curated record. Gene Ontology annotation, cellular component: extracellular region. Bases 1296 to 3419 code for a protein of 707 amino acids.
UCUGCAGCUGAGUGUAACCGACGGAGUACCAACAAAGAGAUACCUCAUCGUUUGGUGCCCCUCAUUCACAUCAUAGUGCCGUGGACAUAGUGGCCGAACGCAGGUUAAACGGUUACUUAGUCUUUGCGCUCGGUCAUUUCGCACAAACGGGUGCCAAAUUGACAACAGAGCGGUCGCUUUUAAAUCGCACGCUUUGGAAAUUCGAAGUAGUAUAUAUAUAUACAAUAUAAUAUAUCAAUUAUAUUCCGGUGUAGUUGGUGCGGUGGAAAAACUAAAAAACUAAAACAAAAAUUAAUUAAAUUAGCAAGGCGUUUGUAAUGUGGAAAUAGUAAACACACAAACGAAAUAUCGGACAAAAUAAACAAAAAAAAUACAUGAAUUGCGAAAAGUUUAAAAUCGGGUUUGUGACGGAAUUUCAAUGUCAAACGUUUGUAAUGGACCACUCUGAAGAUUAACGCGCGGUUGAACUCCCACUGCAGCGGGCAACUAAUUAUCUUAAGAUAUCUGUCAAUUUGUACGUGUGUUUUUACUCAUAACAUUGCGAAGUGAUACUACGUUUUGGUGUUUUGUUUUUUGGUUGAUGUGGAAAUGUAACUUUAAUUUAGUUCCCUUGUAAUUGAAUACAAAACAAAAGAAAAAAAUAAAGUCUGGCUCGCUGCAGUCAAAAUUAUAACAUUUUAUUUGUCGGAAAGACACCCAAUAACCAACAUUACAUAAAGCUCGCUGUGCUACUUACGAAGACUACUCUGGGCGGCGCGAAGCGCAUUUCAAAACAUUUCACAUCAAUUCUGCUCAUUUUUUCAAAUGAAAGGAAAUCACCAAAAAACGGCACUCAGCACAUGACAUACAUAUAUACAUUUAUAUGUAGCAGCAGAGGACAAGUCAAGAGACCUAUAACAAUAAAAAAAAUUAAAAGAUAAAAUACAGUGAGUAUAAACGCGGUGGUGAAGUCGGAGGCACGGAAAAAUCGCAUUAAUAGGCCACAAAUCGAGUCACAAAAGCGGCCUGGCAUCCGUAAUUUCGUUCAAUUGAGCAGCCUUAAGUAAUCGCUGCAAAAACAUACAAACAGAUGCACAUAAACAACAAAAAUUUGUAUACGAAAUUGUGCAUACUUACUUCCAACAGUGUCGCAGUGAAUAGUUGGAGUUUGGUUUGGAAAAGCAGUAGGGAGAGAACCGGUGAAGCAAUCACGCAGAUGCCACUUAGUUGAACUUUCAUAUUUCAGUAACAAAAGUGCAGAAUACGCGUAGUAAAGGGACCAAAGCGGUUAACUAAAUUUGAAAUAAAAAGAUAAAAUGAAUUACCGUAGUAGCAGACACCUGACGGUAUUAGUCGCAUUGUGUCUGAGCGGAGUGCUAUGGAGUUGUGCCAAUGCUUACCAGAUUGGUGUGGGACGUGCCGAUAGUACGGGCCCACCAGUGGAAAUACAUUUCAUGGGUUACGCCAAUAUUAAACAAGUGGGGCGUGGCCUGCACUUGCGGCAAUUCGCGCGCGCUUUUGUCGUCGAAGAUGAAAACCAUAACCGCGUCGCGUUCGUCUCGGUCGAUGCGGGCAUGAUGGGCUAUGGUGUCAAACGUGAGGUUGUGAAACGCUUACAAGCGCGCUAUGGCAACAUUUACACGGCGGAUAAUGUCGUUAUCAGCGGCACCCACACUCACAGUGGUCCCGGCGGCUUCCUCAUGCAUCUGCUUUACGAUAUCUCAAUUUUGGGCUUCGUGCCGCAGACUUUUGAAGCGCUUGUGCAGGGUUGCUACUUGAGCAUCAAACGCGCCACCGACAAUAUGGUGGAUGGCAAGAUCUUCCUUUCGAGAACAACAAUACUAAAUGUGAACAUCAAUCGCUCACCCACCUCCUAUUUGCGCAAUCCCGAGGAAGAGCGCGCACAAUACGAGCAUGACGUGGAUAAAGAGUUGACCCAACUGCGUUUCGUGGAUUCGGACAAUAAUUUAAUGGGCGCUUUCAACUGGUACGCUGUUCAUGCAACAUCGAUGAAUCAUACCAACAAAUUGGUGACCUCAGAUAAUGUGGGCUAUGCAGCCUUACUCUUGGAGAAGGAAUACAACACGAAUAAAGUGCCCGGGAAGGGAAAAUUUGUUGCCGCCUUUUGCUCGUCUAAUUUGGGUGAUGUGUCACCAAAUAUUAUGGGACCGAAGUGCUCCAUAAGUGGAAAUGAAUGCGAUCUGCUUACUUCAAAGUGCCCGUCAAAGGAAGGGGAAUGUUUUUCAUCAGGACCCGGACGCGAUAUAUUUGAGAGCACAGAAAUUAUAGCCACGCGCUUGGCUGAGGGUGCUUUGCGCUUACUGAACGAAAACAGUCAAGAGGCUACCAGCCGCGAAAUAGUUGGCGAAUUAUCCUUUAUCCAUCAAUUCGUCGAUAUGCCCAACUAUAACGGCACAACUUACAACCCACUUCAACGGAAAAUGGAUAAGAUACGCGGUUGCCAACCUGCGAUGGGUUACAGCUUUGCCGCCGGCACAACAGAUGGACCCGGUGCAUUUAAUUUUGAGCAGGGAACCCUCACUGACAAUGUGAUGUGGAAUGCGGUUAGAGAUUUCAUAGUUCCUCCCACACAAGAGGACAUCAGCUGUCACGCACCGAAGCCCAUACUACUUGCGACUGGAAGGGCAACGUUCCCAUAUGAAUGGCAACCGAAAAUCGUCUCCGCGCAGCUACUAAAAAUUGGUGAUCUGAUAAUUGCUGCUGUGCCCGGCGAACUUACUACCAUGGCUGGGCGACGUUUGCGCAAUAAGAUCAGUGCCGUAGCUGUGGCCACGGGUGGCAAAGAUACAGAAGUGAUCAUCGCUGGUUUGUCAAAUAUGUAUACCAGCUACAUCACAACACCUGAGGAGUAUCAAGCACAACGCUAUGAAGCUGCUUCUACGAUCUUCGGUCCCAACACGCACACAAUCUACAUGGACGUUUUCGAACAAUUGACCAAGUCCAUGAUACGGAGCGAACAUCUACCACCGGGACCCACUCCACCAUAUAUGAACGAUCGCAUGUUAUCGAUGAACACGGGGGUUAUUUUUGAUGGUCAUCCGAUUGGCAAGGAUUUCGGUCACGUCAAGUUGCAACCGCGAAAGGCGUAUCAGAUCAAUGACACCGUCAAAGUCACCUUCAUUGCCGGUAAUCCUCGCAAUAAUCUCUUCCAUGAGAAAACCUACUUUGCUGUGGAGCGAAAGAUCAACGAAGAGCGAUGGAAGGUCGCCUAUACGGAUGCCAGCUGGGAAACGAAAUUCAUUUGGGAACGGGUGCAUUUGAUACUCGGCUUCAGCGACAUCCACAUUCAUUGGAACAUUGGGCCAAACACUUUGCCCGGUGAAUAUCGCAUUCGGCACUUCGGCAAUUACAAAUACAUUUUAGGCGGCAUUUUCCCCUAUGAAGGCAUCUCCAACUCAUUCGUGGUGACGGAAGACUAAUAGCCUUGUUCGAUGUACAUACGUAUGUAUGUACAUUUGUGCAUGUGAAGUGGAAUGAUUGGGAUACUAGUCAGAGACUGCGCUCUUCAGGGUGUUACUGCUUGUCAGCAAAAUGCAAAAUACAUUCAUGCCUAUCAAUUUUCGAAAUGUGUGCGAUGUGUGGUGCAGUGCCAUACAGAUAAUACGUACAUUCACACAUAUGUACAUAUUUAUUUGCUUAUUAUUUAACAGCAACAAAAUGUAGGAAUAAAUGUAUAAAGGACUGUUAUAUUAAACUAUUCAAUGAAUAAAAAAUCAUUUCCUGUUUGAA